AUGGCCGCCGCCGCCAUGUUGCUGCCAGUCGGCGGGCAGGAGACGCUGCGGCGCUUCACACGGGAGUCCCUGGCUGCCAUCGAGGCCCGCCUCAAUGAGGAGCAGGUCCGGCAAGCCAAGGUUGGUCUGUCUGAUUACCAGGAGGAUAUGGGUGAUGUUGAGGAGCUGAAGCCGCGUGCUGACCUUGAGGCCGGCAAGACGCUGCCUCGCAUCUUUGGAGACAUCCCGCCCGGCCUGGUGGGCACGCCCCUCGAGGACAUCGACCCCUUCUACAAAAACCAAAAGACCUUCAUCGUACUAAAUCGGGGCAAAGCCAUAUUCCGCUUCAGUGCCACCCCAGCUCUGUAUAUCUUCAGCCCUUUCCAUCUCAUACGAAGGAUCGCCCUCAGGAUACUGGUGCACUCAUAUCCUUUUU
Messenger RNA from Engraulis encrasicolus (European anchovy), 415 nucleotides. Its product is annotated as sodium channel protein type 4 subunit alpha-like. The annotation marks the transcript as partial. NCBI's taxonomy places the organism in Eukaryota, Metazoa, Chordata, Actinopteri, Clupeiformes, Engraulidae. The transcript is spliced from 3 exons. The record is from RefSeq and is a predicted model, not a curated record. Gene Ontology annotation, cellular component: axon; plasma membrane; voltage-gated sodium channel complex. Gene Ontology annotation, biological process: sodium ion transmembrane transport; membrane depolarization during action potential; neuronal action potential. Gene Ontology annotation, molecular function: voltage-gated sodium channel activity.